CAGCAGCAGCCGCCUCAGUAGGGCAGGAGCACCGCACUGAGUCACAUCUCUAUUACACGCACGCACCUUCACGCACACAGACGCAGCCUCCUGCGGUAUAUCCCGCGCAAGGCGCAGCAGCUUUUCCCACGGCAUACUAAGUGCGUCCUCGCCGGGAGAUGGGAGGUGCGGCUCCUGGGUCUGAGAGCGCUCAAAGCGGCUUGGUGUAGAGGCUGAUCGGGGAAUGCCGCUGGAAGUCUGCUGCUAUUUCUGUUCCCAGUGCAGGAUUCACAUUUUAACUGCGCCGCUGCCAGGGAUUUAAAGUCAACAAGCCUUCUGAUCAGGAUUGUUAUUCUGAACAUUUCACUCUUUUCUUUUUGCGGGGUGAGAGAGUAAGCAGAGUUGGGAUUUGCUGUGGAGGUGCCCCUUCUCCGCAGUGCCGAUGCGGUUGUGGCUGAUUUCUGCAUAGAUUACAGGUGCAUAAUGUUCUCCGUCUCAGAACAAGCUUGAUCCUGCAACAGUGCUGGACUGUGCCUCUGUCCUUCUCCUUACCUGCCCAACCAUCAGCACAGCCAUGGCAUCCCACAGAAGAACACGGACCUAUUUUUUCUUAUGCUGCUUCCUUUUUAGUUUGGUGCUUCCUUCGGCAUCACAGACGGUGGUGCAAGCCCCACAGGCCCACAGUGCCGGAUCUCAAGUAAUCACAGCCUUGCUCCAAGAGGACGGGUAUGCCUCAUUUUAUGCUGAAAACCCAGAGUGGACAUUUAACCAUCUUGCUGUGGACUAUCGCAAUGGCAAUGUUUAUUUGGGAGCAGUCAAUCGCAUAUACAAAUUGUCUCCAAGUUUGGAGGUCCAAGUGUCCCAUGAGACUGGUCCAGAUGAAGACAACCGCAAGUGCUACCCACCUCGCAUUGUUCAGCCUUGCAGUGAGCAACUGACUCUUACCAACAAUGUGAACAAGAUGCUUUUAAUGGACUAUAGGGAGAACCGGUUGCUAGCUUGUGGAAGCCUAUACCAGGGCAUCUGCAAACUCCUCCGUCUAGAUGACCUGUUCAAACUGGGAGAGCCCUUCCACAAGAAAGAGCACUACCUCUCUGGUGUCAAUGAGAGUGGCUCCGUUUUCGGUGUCAUUGUUUCCUAUGGCAAUGCUUCUCCAGACAUGUUGUUUGUAGCCACAGCAGUUGAUGGUAAACCAGAGUACUUCCCGACCAUCUCUAGCAGAAAGCUGGCCAGAAACUCAGAGGAGGAUGGCAUGUUUGCCUACGUCUUCCAUGAUGAGUUUGUGGCCUCUAUGAUUAAGAUCCCUUCGGAUACAUUCACCGUUAUACCUGACUUUGACAUAUAUUACAUUUAUGGCUUUGCCAGUGGGAACUUUGUCUACUUCUUAACUUUGCAACCUGAAAUGGGAGGCGGACCCACCACAGGGUCCUCUUCAGCUGGCCGGGAGCAAGUUUACACAUCCAAGAUUGUUCGCCUCUGCAAGGCAGACACUGCAUUUAACUCGUAUGUUGAGGUCCCUAUCGGGUGCAUAAGUGGAAACGUGGAGUACAGAUUACUUGAAGCAGCCUACUUAUCAAAAGCCGGUUCUAUACUUGCACCUUCACUGGACGUGGCCCCAGAUGACGAUGUGCUUUUUGCCAUCUUCUCAAAAGGUCAAAAGAGGCGUCCAAGGCAAGCCUCCCAGGACUCUGCUCUGUGUGUUUUUUCACUUCGAAAGAUCAAUGAGAAAAUCAAGGAAAGGUUGCAGUCCUGCUACAAAGGAGAGGGGACAUUGGAUCUGGCCUGGCUGAAAGUCAAAGAUAUUCCUUGCAGCAGUGCGCUCUUAACCAUCGACGACGACUUUUGUGGCCUUGACAUGAAUGCACCUCUGGGUGUUUCUGAGAUGGUGCGUGGAAAGCCUCUCUUUUCAGACGCCGUUGACAAGAUGACUUCUGUGAUUGCCUAUGUCUACAAGAACCACUCAUUGGUCUUCGUUGGUACAAAAAGUGGACGAGUGAAGAAGGUAAAGAGACGAGUUUUGGUUGAGUAAACUGCAUUAUAGAUG
This is a messenger RNA of Cyprinodon variegatus (sheepshead minnow), 2023 nucleotides long. Its product is annotated as plexin-A4-like. Gene Ontology annotation, biological process: negative regulation of cell adhesion; regulation of cell migration; semaphorin-plexin signaling pathway involved in axon guidance. The record is from RefSeq and is a predicted model, not a curated record. The transcript is spliced from 3 exons. Gene Ontology annotation, molecular function: protein binding; semaphorin receptor activity. NCBI's taxonomy places the organism in Eukaryota, Metazoa, Chordata, Actinopteri, Cyprinodontiformes, Cyprinodontidae. Gene Ontology annotation, cellular component: semaphorin receptor complex. Bases 554 to 2008 code for a protein of 484 amino acids.